Molecule: messenger RNA, 1155 nt
Organism: Triticum dicoccoides
Lineage: Eukaryota; Viridiplantae; Streptophyta; Magnoliopsida; Poales; Poaceae
Exons: 1
Biological process (GO): sesquiterpene biosynthetic process
Molecular function (GO): cyclase activity
Source: RefSeq, a predicted model, not a curated record
UGGCUCUUCACCAUCAUGUGCCUGUACCAGCACCCCAGGAUCUUCCACCACCUCGUGCUGCUCCUCCGGUGGCGCCCCGACGGCGACCGCGAUGCCAUCAGGAAGGUGUACUGCAAGGAGGGAGCCCCGGUGCCGCCGCGCGACCGCGCCCACAUGCUGGUCGUGGUGGCGCUGCUGCACAUCACCUGCCUGGCCCAGUACUUCUGCUGCGCUCUGUUCUGGAGCUACUCGCGCACCGACCGGCCGAACUGGGCUCUCAACAUCGGCUACGGCUUCGGCACGGGGCUCCCCGUCAUCGCCGCCCUCUACUUGGCCUACAGCCCGCUGGUCCGGAAGCAGGCACGCGAUCCCGACGCGGAGCCGUCGUCGUCGGGCGAGGAGGCGAACGGUCACGGCGGGGCGCCGGAGAACGACGGCCGCGACGUGGAGAUCAGGAUAUACAACCGGUCCGUGGUGGUGAGUAGGCCGGAGUGGAGCGGCGGGCUGUGCGACUGCUGCGACGACGGGACGGUGUGCGCGCUGUCGGCGACCUGCACCUUCUGCGUCUUCGGGUGGAACAUGGAGCGCCUCGGGUUCGGCAACAUGUACGUGCACGCCUUCACCUUCAUCCUGCUCUCCGUCGCGCCCCUCCUCAUCUUCAGCGUCACGGCGCUCAACGUCUACGACGACGACAUCCGCGACACCGUCGUGGCCGUGGGCGUGCUCCUCUGCUUCUGCGGCUUCCUCUACGGCGGCUACUGGCGGACGCAGAUGCGGAAGCGGUACAAGCUGUCGGCCGGCGGCGGCGGGCGGCGGGCCGCGGUGGGCGACUGCGCCAAGUGGCUCUUCUGCUGGAGCUGCGCGCUCGCGCAGGAGGUGCGGACGGCUAACUUCUACGACUUGGACGACGAUCGGUUCGUCGGCCACGGGGCGCGCAACGAGGAGGGCCGCGCCGUGCUGGUGCCGCUGCCGCGGGAGGCGUCCAUGACGCACUCCCGGAGCCUGUCGUGCCCGCCCAAGAUUGACGCCAUGGCAGCACUGGGCGGCGCCGGCACGAGCACACUGGAUGAGCAGAUGGUCGACAUCGCGAUGGGGAGGUCGGCCACGUACAACGGCAAUGGCGAUGCCAUGAGGCCGCCUUUGCCGCCGCUGAUACAAAUGGACAGGGAAGUGUAG